CGUCUAUUGUAUUGCUGCUUCCCGAAGUGAAUGCCGUGUUGGGUUGCUUUUUGUGCCCCAGAGUGGAGUCCGGGAUUGGUUGAAAAAGACGGUGGAAACUUUGAAAUUUUAUGGUUUGAUUCUUUCGUCCUCGAUAGAAAUUCAUGUUUCGAGUUUCUUCAUGUUUCGAUUUACAAAAAUAGUUUCAGAAACAAAGUCCAACAUGAAACAAUGUGAAAUAAGUCUUAUUUGGGACACCCUAAUUUGAAGGUGUUGCAACCACAAAGAGCUCCACAAAGCGUCUGGCCCAAGCAAGUGAUAGAUUCAUAUCUUACUUUUGAUACGGUACCUACCAACAAGAUGCUUCGAGGGUCCAGGAACCUCUUGGGAAGGUAUGGUGGUGUCCCCAUGGCCGCCAACACCACCACCACAAGUCCAUUCUCCUUAAUAUUGCCAUCCACCCCCACCACCACCACCAUUCGCUACAAGCACUCGCAUCGACAAAUCAAGCGCUUUCAAAACCAUCCGGCUCGAUUGAGGGUCGAAAAACGAAUGGGAAUUGAUCGAACGCCCCUUCCCAUGGAUCCACCCAAAUAUCCACCCGUAUUGGAACCCAUCUUUUUGCCCAAUGGAUGGUCGCCUCCGCCCCAACAAACACCAGACUAUCCCUUUGGCGUCGCCCGCACCAAAAAUAAACCACACGAUGCCAUUGGGUUCUUGCCCGUAUAUUCCAAUUUCCGCAAGGACGGGGCCAGGGUAACCACUCGCGUCAAAAAGGUCACGGGUGAUCGAGACUUGUUCAUUCGAGAAUUGCGGUCUGUAUUGGAGUUGCCGCCACCCAAAAAUGGCAAUGCUCGAUUGGAUCCUAUACGAGUGCGAGUGGGAGGUACCAUCGAAGUCAAGGGCAACCGAACACGAGAAAUCAAGGCAUGGUUGGCAGGGCUUGGAUUUUAAAAAUACCGAGUUGUUUAUUCAUGGAUUCUUGUCA
Seminavis robusta is the source of this 967-nucleotide messenger RNA. The record is from the annotation of a GenBank genome assembly. Lineage: Eukaryota; Bacillariophyta; Bacillariophyceae; Naviculales; Naviculaceae.